ACCAGGGCUGGGUCUCCGUAGGGCCCUUCCCAGCGAGGGGGCGGGACGUAGGUUUGUUUUGCCUCAGACUCCGUCCGCUCUGGGCAGCCAGGGGAGCGCAAGGUCAAGUUCUCCUUAGGCCCCGCCCCCAGCACGGGCAAGACGCGGGCUAGACCCCUGGCCUCCCGGGCGGGAGGCAGACUUGAGUGCCGAGACCAAGUGUCGUUCCCUCCCGACGUCGGGCGCGGGACAGCUCGCUGACCAACAGCCCCGGCUAGGCCCCGCAGGUUCCCCAGUCCCACUCAGUUCCCCGUAGUCCCCCGCAGUUCCCCGAGACUCGCCGAGCGCCGUUGCUGAGCCCGGCGAAUAGCAGCUCUCAUUACCGCUGAACUGGCUUCAUUCUUUAAGGUAGGGAAGAUGGCAGUUCCAGGCUUAUGUGGAGUUUAUGGCCCCUUAUCUCAGAAGACACUAUUUUUUCCAGUAUCCCUAUUGAAAGAGGAUCAGAUUUGCUCUUCAGGGAUCAUGUAUUUUCUCCUGGACCACUCAUUUGUCACAGAAAGUUGAAGUUUUCUGGCCAUCUUGAUUGACAGACCUUUCAGAAUCAUGAGGAAUCGUAGUCUAGCAGUUUUGAAAACAAAGGUGCUGCAGGACUACACAGUAAAGCUGCCUACUGUGGAUGGUGAUUCCAAAUUGGAAGUUCAGACCGUGAAGAGUAUCUAACCGUGGGAUGCUAGACCUGAGAGUUAAGGAAGGGUUCCUGUGUUAAUCUCUACUUUCAUAUGUUUGAUAGCUACUGUAAUAUUAAAGUGCUUUUAAAAAGCGCAUUUAAAACAUUUUUGGUUUGGGAACUCUCAACAAACAAGCCUUCACAUUUCUGUGCUUACUCUCUGAUUUUCUCACCUUCUGCUUUUCUUUUCAUUGUGCAGAGACCUUAAUCCUUACUUCCCUCUAAGCUGGGAACUGGGGGCGGGAAACACAGUAGUGGACUUUAGAUUGGUGUGGUAUGCUUGGAGGGUGCUGGGGCGAAGAUAGUCAAGUGCCCUUAAAUCCAUGUUUCCAAGCUUCCCAGAACAAAAGCCUCAGAAAAUUCCAGCCAGGGAGAGAAGAAAGUCUGUGCUGUGACCAUAAGUCUACAUCUCCCCCUCUCAUGGGCAGUACUUGAGCCAGGGUCCGUGUGGACAGAUCAGGUGAGGGCUCGGUAGGGUCCUGAAUUCAAGUCAUGUGCAUAGUUAGAGGGAAGCCCAGGUGCUCAGAGGGUCAUGAACUAGCUGCUGGAGGGCAUCCUAGAGAGUAUUUAGACUACCUUUUGUUUCACAGGUGAGGAAGCUGAGGUCAGAGGCAUUAAGUGGCCCAAAAUCACACAGUGAAAUAGCAGGAGCAGAGCUAGGUUUGGGAUCCCAGAAUCUGACUUUGGAGUCUAGUACUGCAUAAUAGCUGUGUGGCUUUGAGUAAGCACCAUUGCUGCUCUGAGCGCAGUGAGGUAGGCAGAAUAAUGGCCCCCCAAAUGUCUACAUUCUAAUUCCCAGGACCUGUGAAUGUGUUAGGUUCUGUGCUUUGGGGGCGUUAAGGUUGCAGAUGAAACACUAAGCUUGGGGCAAUUAGUUACAACAGCCAUAGGAAACGAAUGUGAAGGGGAGUAACCAUGCCUCCCUCAAAAGCCUGGCAUAUAUAGUCAAGGAAAUCAUGUCUGAAAAUUACCCAGCAAAGAUCCUGGAACAUAACAGAUGCUUAACAAAUAGGAAUAUUGAUGGGGGGGUCAUUAAAAGAGAGGAAAGGGAGAAUAGCUGAUGGACCGGUGUCUGAAGAAGUAAAGUCUGUGCCUCUGUGGUAAGGCACAGGACUACUAGGAGGACGAUAAGAGAUACCAGAAGCCCCAGUGGGUGGCCAAAGGCACCCUUGGAGAACCUCUCUGCUCCUAGAGUCAGCAAGGCCUUCCUCCUCCAAUUCUCCAGCACUUCCAUCUCCAGCAGCACCACCGUACAUCACAGGAAGCAGGAGCUAGGAGCCCACCUUGAGGAUUUGGUAGGAUGUAGGCCUCUCUUGGACCCCCCUGAGCUUCUGCCUGGCCAUCACCCUAAUGAGAGAAGAGAGACAAUUGGCAUUCAUUGGCUACUGGAAGGAAGCCUGGAAGAGUUGUGUCUGGAUACUGUGAGCCUGUGGAAAUGAGAGCCCCCCAUAUCUCCAAGAGGAGGCCCCCACUAGAGGAAGUGCCACUUCCCAUCCUGGUACACUUGUGGAAAUGAUGGAGCCCCCAGAUGGGGGCUUUGCUUCUUGAGGACUUUGCAGGGACAUUCACUUCUACCAUUUGGAGUCACCACAACUGUGUCUGUGUUUUAUUUUUCCAAAAAACGUACACUGAUGUUUGGAUUGCUAGUAGGUGAUACCAAGGAACUUUUGUUAAUUAUUAGUUUUUUCAGGUGUGAUCAUAUUGUGGAAAAGUAAGACAGUGUCCUUAUUUCAGAAAGUGCUCUUUAUUUUUGAAGUAUUUACAGGUAAAAUAUCAUGGUGUUUGUAAUGUGUCUUCAUAUACUUAAGCGGGGGAAGGUGAAGUAAAUAUAGAAGUAUGUCAAUAAUUUGGGGGGGACCUCUGUGUGGCAGUUCCUUAUACUGUUAUUGUUGCCCAUUUUUCUUUUUAGAGACAGGGUCUCACUCUAUUGCCCAACUGAAUGCAGUGGCACAGUCAUAGCUCACUAUUAUCUUGAACUCCUGGGCUCAAAUGAUCCUCUCCCCAGAACUCCGAAGUAGCUAGGACUACAGGCACACACCAACACACCUGGCUAAGUUUUUUUUAAUUUCUUGUAGAGCUAGGUCUUGCUGUGUUAUGCAGACUUGUCUCAAACUCCUGGCUACAAGUGAUCCUUGCACUUCAGCCUCCCAAAGUGCUGGGAGUACAGGAGAACAGAUAAACUGUGGUACAGCCAAACAAUGGAACACCAUUCAGCAAUGAAAAGGAACAAACGCUGACACACGGAACAACGUGAUUGAACCUCAGAAACGUUGUGCCAAGUACAACAGACACAGAAGACCAUACGAAUCAGAAAAAGCAAGAUCUAGAUCCCAGGAGCGUGAGGGGAUGGCCAGUCACGUACAGCAGCCCAGUUUUCAAGGAACCACUCUUGGAAAACCCGCACCAGCAGCAAUUCUGCCACCAGCCCAGCUCACCCCGGGUUUGCUGCAAUCCAGCCAGGUUUUAGGGUGGCCACUGCAACUGAUGUGGAUGUGCCUAACAAGAUGAAGAGCCCAAUCCCUGUGGUGCUCCUGGCCUGUGGCUCCUUUAACCCCAUCACCAACAUGCACCUGCGCUUGUUUGAGGUGGCCAGAGAUCACCUACAACAAACAGGAAUGUACCAGGUCAUCCAGGGUAUCAUCUCUCCUGUCAAUGACAACUAUGGGAAGAAAGACCUCGCAGCUUCUCAUCACCGAGUGGCCAUGGCCCAGCUGGCCCUGCAGACAUCCAACUGGAUCCGAGUGGACCCCUGGGAGAGUGAGCAGGCACAGUGGAUGGAGACAGUGAAGGUGCUGAGGCAUCAUCACAGCGAACUGCUCAGAUCUCCACCCCAGAUGGAAGGCCCAGACCAUGGCAAGGCACUCUCCCCAACCCCUGCAGCUGUGCCUGAGCUGAAGCUUCUCUGCGGGGCAGACGUCUUGAAGACCUUCCACACCCCCAACCUCUGGAAGGACGCGCACAUCCAGGAAAUAGUGGAGAAGUUUGGCUUGGUCUGCGUGGGCCGGGUGGGUCAUGACCCAAAAGGGUACAUCUCAGAAUCUCCCAUCCUACGGAUGCACCAGCACAACAUUCACCUGGCCAAGGAGUCUGUGCAGAAUGAGAUCAGUGCCACGUACAUCAGGCGAGCCUUGAGCCAAGGGCAGAGUGUGAAGUACCUGAUCCCCGAUGCUGUCAUCACCUACAUCAAGGACCAUGGCCUCUACACCAAGGACAGUGCCUGGAAAGGCAGAAGCACCCAGAGCACUGAGGGAAAGACAAGCUAGGGAGGGGGACUCGGCACCCACACCUCCUCCACCAAGCUCCUGCUGGGGAGAGGGCUGUUAAGGUUUCUGUUUGACUUUGGUUUUUGCUUCUCCAUUUUUCAAUUAUUGAUUUCUACAAUGAUUCUACUUCCGAGGAGUCUUCUGUCCCAGGAAGAGAUCCUUCUUUGUGGGAGAGGAAAGGUCUAAAUCGCAAGGAUGGACAUUUAUCAACAAAGUGGUGUGGCAGGUCAUUAGGAUUAGGCAGAAUCUCUGAGCUGCUGGACCAAGGAGGCCUACUAAUUUUGUGUGGAUGGUAAUUAUGGCAUGCACACUGAAUGCAGUUCUGAGCAAGGCAGGGGCCCCUGAGGGUCAGAUCAGAAUUGCCCACAAUGCAUUUUUUAACUAGGACCAGGUGCAGCAUGCUAGUCUUGAUUGGAGAGAUUUGACAGGAUGCUAAUUACCGAACAGUGGGUUUUGUCAAUGCCCUGGUUUCAGAAUAUGAACUGAGGAGUCAAACAGUUGGAAACAGCACAUUGCUGAUUUACACUGAAUCUUGUCUUACAAACCAUUGUCUGCCUGACUAACCAGCCCUUCAUAAAAUUUAAACAAAACUCUGUCUACAUAGUGAUCCUCAAGCAGUAUUUUUCAUAUGGCAAGGAUCAAACUUGCUGUAGUAUAAAAGCCGGGGCUCCUGAUUUCCAGGUUUCUAAAAAGGAACUGAGGUAAAACAGAUGCCUGACUGUUUUAAAGGAUCUUUUUUAAUGUUUUAUGACUGCCUGUCUGUUUGAAUAUUGGCAAAGAGAUAAAUAAUAAAUUGACAUCAAAAAGUA
Callithrix jacchus (white-tufted-ear marmoset) is the source of this 4778-nucleotide messenger RNA. It is a transcript of the gene NMNAT3, whose product is annotated as nicotinamide nucleotide adenylyltransferase 3. Gene Ontology annotation, molecular function: nicotinamide-nucleotide adenylyltransferase activity; nicotinate-nucleotide adenylyltransferase activity. Gene Ontology annotation, biological process: NAD+ biosynthetic process. The record is from RefSeq and is a predicted model, not a curated record. Gene Ontology annotation, cellular component: mitochondrion. Lineage: Eukaryota; Metazoa; Chordata; Mammalia; Primates; Cebidae.